AUGAUUUUCUUUGUGCAUGACGGACUGAACGGCCUCUUCAAAUUCGACACAACCUGCCGCAUGCCGCGACACGCCCGCAUGGCGCCGAGGAAUGACGGACUAGGCAUGCGCUACGUGGUUGAAAAGAUAAUCGUCCUGAACGGAGUCGCCGUCGUCGGGUUAGCGGGCGAGAUAUACGUCCUACCCCCGAAGACAAUGGCCACCAUUGGUCGAUCUGCAGGCUCUGGGGGUUGCGGACGAACCAGUCGUCUCUGA
Molecule: messenger RNA, 255 nt
Organism: Penicillium samsonianum
Lineage: Eukaryota; Fungi; Ascomycota; Eurotiomycetes; Eurotiales; Aspergillaceae
Exons: 2
Coding region: 1-255 (84 amino acids)
Source: RefSeq, a predicted model, not a curated record